Molecule: messenger RNA, 996 nt
Organism: Chelmon rostratus (copperband butterflyfish)
Lineage: Eukaryota; Metazoa; Chordata; Actinopteri; Chaetodontiformes; Chaetodontidae
Product: transmembrane protein 121-like
Exons: 1
Coding region: 1-996 (331 amino acids)
Source: RefSeq, a predicted model, not a curated record
AUGGUUCCCCCACGACCCGCUGCUAACAGGCCCCACAUCUGCCUGACGGCGGUCCUCAUCAUGACCAGCCUGGCGCUGGUGGACGCCUACCUGGUGGAGCAGAAUCCUGGUCCCAGGAGGAUCGGUGUGUGCGUCACUGUGCUGGCUGGGGACGUGUGUUUCCUCAUCGUGCUGCGAUACAUCGCCGUCUGGGCUGCGUCUGAGGUGCACACGGCCCGGCGAGGCUACGCCAUGAUCCUCUGGUUCUUCUACAUAUUCAUCCUGGAGAUCAAGGUCUACUUUGUGUAUCAGAACUACAAGUUGCAGGAUGUGAAUGAAGACGCAGAGACAGACACCAGUGUGUCCAGGAGAGCUCUUACACUGCUGUUGUCUGUCUGCAUGCCGACGGUCUUCCUCACACUGGCGGCGAUAGAUCAUUUGGAGUACUUACGGCCGUAUAAGAAAAGAGAGGAGAUAAGGAGUCGGCUCUUCUGGGUGGUGGUGGACCUCCUGGACGUUGUAGACAUUCAGGCCAGCCUGUGGGAGCUUCAGAGGGAAGCGCUCCCCCUGUGGGUGGAGGGACUGAUGUUCUUUUACUGCUACAUCCUCCUCCUGGUGCUGCCCUGCGUCUCCCUGAGCGAGAUCAGCAUGCAGGGGGUGAACAUCGUCCCACACAAAAUGAUGCUCUACCCCAUCCUCAGUCUCGCCAGCAUCAACGUCAUCACCCUCUUGAUUCGUGGAGGAAACCUGCUGCUUUAUGGAGAUAUUCGAGUGUCUGGGAUCAUGAUGGGAAAGAACGUGGUCGCUGUAGUCGUGAAGAGCUGCAGUCUGGUCCAGUACAGAAAAUAUCUGCCGGCUUCUCCUCCCGCAGGUCGAGGAGCCGAGAUGCAGAAGAACUCUCUGGCUGAUGUUCGGAUGUCGAACACCCCGCCGGUGGUGCUGCCCAGAGUCGUGAUCGAGGACUUCACCACCAUACCAGAGGAAGAGGAGGGUGACGACAGAUGUGAGCAAACAUGA